UUUAUACUGCCGCCUCCAUUCACCACUUGGAAGCGAAUUAGAUUCUUAAUUGGUUUUCUUUAGAUCCUAGUAUCACUUAACCACAAUAUUCCACCCCACAACCGCGCGCAUUCACCGCAAACCCUUACUUAUCACCCACCAUGGAAUUGCCGUACUCACCGCGACGAAAACGUCGCCGCACGUGCGAAACACCUUCCCCUCGCAUCCUCCGAUCCACAACCAUGAAGCGCCGCCCUCACCUUCCAGCGCCUGAGCCAGGCGCUCUCACCGGUUUUCCAGAGCCCACCAUUCUCAACACCUCACAAGUCAUAGAGGAGAAGCAGUUCCCAUUGAUAGAAUUACCCGCCGAACUCCGCAUCUACAUCUAUCGCAUGGCGCUCCAGCGCGCUACACCCUUACUCCUUCAUCUCCCUCGUCCCUCCAUAGAUGUAUCCUCUUCUGAAGUAGACAACUUGAGUAUGAAACUUAAUCAACGGGCCCUUCUAGCCGGCAAGGAAGCGCGCAGGCGACGUGCCGACCAUGGCCACGAUGAUGUCCUCGCUCCCGCACUGCUCCGAACCUGUUCUCUGGUGUACAAGGAGGCCCGACAGAUUCUCUACUCAGACAACACCUUCGUCUUACAACUAGACAGUGGGAUCCAUACGCUCAGCAACCUCCACCAACGCAGUCGUAGUCUGAUUAAACACGUUUCUCUGACUAUAACUUCCCACCACGACAUCCUGGACGGGUUUGCGGAUUUGGUGCGUCUGGGAUUGCGGUAUUGUUGGGGGCUGAAGACUUUCACGAUUGCUCUUCCGUGUUGCUUUACGGAUGAUAAGUUCAUGGGCAGUACGACCAGUGUUUAUGCAAAUGCGUUUCAUAUUUUGCGGUGGUUGACCAAAGGGUGUGCGGUUCGUCUUGAGGGCAAUGUUAGUGAAGCUAUAAGGAGAGUGGUGGAGGAUGAGGGGAGGUUGCUGAGCAUUCUUGAUCAGACGAGCUACUUGAAACGGCAACAUCAGAUGCCAGGCAAGUUGGACAGGAAGAACGGGAUUCGAUUCUCCGCAGGGGAACCUGGUAUAUCCUGCUACUACGACGGGACUUGAGAUCGGGUUUGAUGGGUUAUGGCAACCUAGCCAAGGGAAAACAGGAUGGUGCCUUGGGUUUUCUACGGCUGGCAGGCUGGCGGGCUUUAGGAUUGGUUUAUUUGGCCCAGGUGGAAUAGUGCUAGGUAUUGCUUUUUG
This is a messenger RNA of Lindgomyces ingoldianus, 1220 nucleotides long. RefSeq lists its product as uncharacterized. Lineage: Eukaryota; Fungi; Ascomycota; Dothideomycetes; Pleosporales; Lindgomycetaceae. The record is from RefSeq and is a predicted model, not a curated record. Bases 141 to 1082 code for a protein of 313 amino acids. The transcript has 2 exons.